AUGUCAAACUCCAAGCCAUCAUCUGUUAUCAAUGAGUUCACCGCAUGGUACAUGAAGAGAUUGAGAACCAAUCCAAUCUCAACCAAGGCUCUCACCUCGGCCACAUUGUCCUUCACCUCAAACGUGCUCGCUCAGCGUGUCAUUGAGGGCAAGAAGAUCGAUUGGUCUCGUGUGAUCAAGUUCACCAUCUGGGGCUUGUUGGCCUCACCAGUUGGACACUUCUGGCACAUAUUCUUGGAGCGUCUCUUUAGAAACGUCAAGGAGAAGUAUCAAGCAAUUGGAAAGCUCGUUGUUGAUCAGCUUAUCUUUGCACCAUUCAUCAAUAUCCUGUUCUACACUGUGUUGUCACUGUUGGACGGCAAGCCAGGUGCCAUCCUCAUCAAGCUCUACUUUGAUCUGAUCCCAACCUUGAUGGCCAGUUGGAAGGUGUGGCCACUUGCCCAGUUCAUCAACUUCAAGUUUGUCCCACCCCAUCUUCGUGUGCUCUUUGGUAACUUGGUUGGAUUUGCCUGGAGCAUCUACCUCACCAUUAUCUCUGCCAAGAAGAAGCAUUAA
This is a messenger RNA of Acytostelium subglobosum LB1, 555 nucleotides long. RefSeq lists its product as hypothetical. The coding region runs from base 1 to 555 and encodes 184 amino acids. Lineage: Eukaryota; Evosea; Eumycetozoa; Acytosteliales; Acytosteliaceae. The record is from RefSeq and is a predicted model, not a curated record. The transcript is spliced from 3 exons. Gene Ontology annotation, cellular component: membrane; cytoplasm.